UGCAAACGAGGCCCAGCACAAGGAGGGAAGAUGGCGGGGACCAGGGAGGGCAGCGCCAGGCCUGGGAAACCGGCGGCCAAAGAGCCGCAGCCGCUCGUAAUUGCCAAAACUGCAGCGGAGGAGCAGCGGCUUAGGUUGGAGAGACUCAUGAGAAACCCUGAUAAGCCUGUACCAAUCCCAGAGAGACCAAAGGAAUGGAACCCACGUGCUCCUCCAGAGUUUGUCCGAGACGUAAUGGGUUCGAGUGCUGGAGCUGGCAGCGGGGAGUUCCACGUGUACAGACACCUGCGGCGCAGAGAGUACCAGAGGCAGGAGUGCAUGGAUACCAUGAGUGAAAAGCAAAAGCUGGACAAGGAGUACCAGGAGAAGCUACAGAAGAACAAUCAGGCAACAGCAGAGAGGACAGCCAAGCGCAGGAAGAAACGGCAAAAGUUAAAGGAGAAGAAGCUGAUGGCACAGAAAGCUAAACUCGAGGAAGGGAAGGAUGGAGAUGGCGAUAGUGGCUCAAAUUCUGCAUCCAGCAGUGACAAGGUCCCCAGGAAGGAGGGUGACGAUGAUGCAGAGGAGCCCAGCUUUGUUAUGGGGGGGAGGUGACAGUGAUGUAGAGGAGCCUGGGGGGGGGGGGGGGGGGUGAUGCUCUGGACAUGUUUCUGAUAACUCCACACCCUGCCAGGAAUGAGGUGCCCAAUAACCUCUCCACUUCUCACUGCAAAUCAAGAGUGUCACCUGAAGCAGUUUCUUUAUCUUUUGAACCCAUUUUCCACAGAUCACAUUGGCCAUUUGCUGGACAUGCCAAGAAUUUUGGAAAACAUUUGUAUGGUUAGACAAAUCUUAAAAACAGCAACCAAGUGAGUUAAGCCCGGUACCCCUUGCCCGAUGCGAUCAAUUGCGAUUUAUUUUUUCAGUCGCAUCGGACAGUGUGUUAUGUUUGAGAUUUUUCAGGAUUGGCUGAAUGAUGUCAGUCGGCUUGUAAAGUUUAAACAUGUUUUUUGCAAUUUGAUUCCUGGGCAGUGUAUGUACCUGGCAUAAGUCGGAGAAUUGAUGUCUCUCCUGGUGUCGGUCUCAUUGAUUGUGACCCAUAUGAAAUAGAGAUCUGUUUCUGUUCAGGGCAGCAUGAACUGAGCUGCUGAUGGAAGUCAGGUGUACACCAGUACCUCCUGCUCGCUUGCUCAGGACCACAUUCAUUGAUAUGUCUGUGUGUUACCAGCAUCAUGAAGUUGUUGUUGUGUGUGUUUUUUUUUUGUUUUUUUUUAAUAAAGUUUCCAAUAUUUUUAUUUCAAUGUAGUUAUGUAGUGCCUUUCAUACCAUAGUAUCUCAAAGUGCUUUACAUGUCAGUUUAAACAGAAAGAAGUACAGUAAUACAUUGCAAAUCCGAACGUCAAUUAUCCAGACUGAUGAUUAAUCUGAACGACGUUGAUGUCCCCUGAGAUUCUGUAGUACUGUAGGCCCUGUAUGUAUCUUCAGCCAAUCAGAGAUGUAACGGGGCAGUAUGCAGUUUUCAGUCCUGUAUACUGCCCUGUUACAUUCUGUACAGUGAUGUUGUUACUGAACAGCUUGAGGCAGAUCUGCAGUAUAUUACUGUGCAGCGGUGCUUGGGUAGACUGAGGCAACAGGUUUUCACUGCGUUGCUGUUGCAUCAUGCUGGUUUCCUGUGACAUAUGCAAGGUCAGUCUCCCAGCGGAUAAGAACAGCAGGUGCCCUUCCUGCUUAGGGCCAAAGUGCAAGACAGGCACUCGCUGACUGCAGCUUCUGCAAGUUUUGUGCGACUUUUUCUAAGAGCACGCUUGAAAAGCAUGUGUCUCUCAGCUCUGAAGAGAUGUCCAUUCCUCUUGGGCAAGGCCCUUCCCCAUCGCCUGCUAAAGACGUUUCUGCGUCCUCUAGAUGGCUCGGUGCCAAGGCAGAGUAAGAAAACUGCAAGAGUCCACAUAAGAAGCCGUCCCUACUGUCUUCAUCUUCCUCUGCCUCCCCUUCUCCACCUCCUCCUGCUCCUAAAAAGAGGAAGAGGAAGUCACCAUUCUAAGAGAUUGACUGACUGAUCAAAUGGAGCAACUCUGGGCAGCUGUUUCCUCAUCAGGACAAAGUGCUUGCUGAGCUGCUGUGUGAGCACAGUGCUCCGUCUGGCCUACCUGUUCGAUUGGAAAAACACAGUGCUUUAAAUACAGACUGGCACCUCGAGGAUAUGCUGUCCAUCACUGCCGCUAAUGAGGCUGGCAGCCCAGAGUAGGAGCUCUGAGGAGGUAGACUGUGACCCCAUUACCAGUUAAUGUAUCCCUGUUGGCAGAGCUGUUGUCAUUAAUUCAGAGGGCAACUGUAAAAUUGCAAGUGCCAUGGCCUGCGGAUGGGACAAGGAAACAGUCCAUCUGUGAUGAUGAGCCUGUUACGUCUACCUUGCCCGCCCCCCUCGCAGAGCACCCAGAUUUUGUUUUAGAAGUCCAAUCGUCAUGGGAUCACCCUGCUACAGCUCCGGCUGUUACCAGGUUGAUGGGCUCAUUGUACAACCUCCAUGACACAGAAAAAUUUGGUUUGUCUCACUUUCCUCCUGUAGAUACUGCAGUUGCCUAACUGGUGCAGGCACGUAAACUUAUGCUCUUGACCAAGGACUCUACCUGCCCUAACAAACAGUGUCGGGUCUCAGAAAAUAUUCUCAAGCGGGUUUACUCGCAUGGCUGGGUAGCUAUAACAGUAUAUUGGUAGCUUACCAGACCUGUUUAUUAAAGGCUCUCUCUGAGUCAUAGACCCUCACGGUAUUCUGUGACAUCACUUCUGACCCCACAUGUCCCAAGUCGCUCUCUUACAUCACAGGACGAAGGUCUAUUCAUUAUUCCAUGGAUACAGAGAAGAAAGUAAGGUGGCAGAGCGUUCAGCUUUAGAGUUGUGGAAUUUUCCGCCUCGAUUUGUAAGGGAGGCCCCAUCUCUUGCUGCUUUUAAAGUAAGAUUAAAAAUACAUUUUUGUAAUUUAGCAAAUGCAUCAUCCUAUUACUUAUUUUUGUCAUUUUUUUUAUAAUUUUAAUGUAUAUAAUUUAGAGGUAUUUUAUCAUCUUAUUAUUUUUUAUUAUUUCUCAGUUGUUUUGUGUAUAAUUUGUUAUUUUUUUCUGUAAAGUGCUUUAUAAGAAAUUGAUUGAUUUACACUCAUUUUGAGGUACUUAAAACACUGUUUUUGACAUGCUGGAAUAGAGGUUAGGUCAUACCAUAGUUGUUUAACUGUACCGAGAUCUGAGGAAAUUAAUAAAGUUGCAUCACUUUG
Messenger RNA from Polyodon spathula (Mississippi paddlefish), 3244 nucleotides. RefSeq names its product PRKR interacting protein 1 (gene prkrip1). Gene Ontology annotation, molecular function: protein kinase inhibitor activity; double-stranded RNA binding; protein kinase binding. Bases 31 to 594 code for a protein of 187 amino acids. NCBI's taxonomy places the organism in Eukaryota, Metazoa, Chordata, Actinopteri, Acipenseriformes, Polyodontidae. Gene Ontology annotation, cellular component: nucleolus. The record is from RefSeq and is a predicted model, not a curated record. Gene Ontology annotation, biological process: negative regulation of protein kinase activity. The transcript has 6 exons.